This is a messenger RNA of Carassius carassius (crucian carp), 3083 nucleotides long. It is a transcript of the gene brox, whose product is annotated as BRO1 domain and CAAX motif containing. The transcript has 13 exons. The coding region runs from base 143 to 1378 and encodes 411 amino acids. NCBI's taxonomy places the organism in Eukaryota, Metazoa, Chordata, Actinopteri, Cypriniformes, Cyprinidae. The record is from RefSeq and is a predicted model, not a curated record.
GUGACGUCACCCCCCGAGAUACGUCACACAGGAAGACCGUUCAUUGUUUUGGCCUUUCCUGGACCACAUCCUCGGAGUCUCGCCGAUCAAAACAACAAACAUCUGACAGUCAACACACUUCUGGUACGAAGACGAGGUGACCAUGACUCACUGGUUUCAUCGAAACCCUCUGAAAGCCACGGCUCCGGUGUCCUUCAAUCUGUACGGCGUGGCGUCCAGUCCCGCUGCCAACAAGAUCUGCAAUGACCUGAGAACGGCGCGAGCCCGACUGCUGGACAUGUUCACAGAUGCCACAUGCACCCCAGAGAUCAUGAAGAGAUCCAGUGAUGAAUAUUUUGCUCUUAUACAGGGAUUUAUUUUGCCGCUGGAUGGAACCACACAAGAGAACAAGCUCCGAUUCAUCCAGAACUUCAAAUGGACUGACACUUUACAGGGAAAUAUGGGAAGUGCCCAGCAGGAUGCUGUUUUUGAGCUGGUGUCUAUGGCGUUUAAUGUGGCCAUCUGGUACUCCAAGUUUGCCUCACGUCUGUCCGGAAAGGAGAACAUCACAGAGGACGAGGCCAAAGAUGUUCACAAGAGUUUGAAAGUCGCCGCUGGAAUAUUUAAAACCCUCAAGGAGACUCAUAUUCCUCGACUCAUCACUCCAGCAGAGAAGGGUCGGGACCUGGAGCCGCGGGUCAUUGACACCUACAUUGUGCAGAGUCAGGCGGAGGCUCAGGAGGUCACCAUUGCCAGAGCCAUCGAGCUGAAGCACAACGCCUCCCUCAUCGCAGCGCUGUCCUUCGAGACCGCAAACUUCUACCAGAAGGCCGAUCACACUUUGAACACUUUGGAUCCAGAAUGCAGCAGUAAAUGGAAGAAAUACCUGCAGCUGAAGCAGCACUUCUACAUGGCUUAUGCACACUGCUAUCAUGGACAGACUCUUCUGGCGGCUGAUAAAUGUGGAGAGGCCAUAAGAUCCCUGCAGGAGGCCGAGAAAUUUUAUUCCCGCGCUGAAGCCUUGUGUAAAGAGUACCGUCAGAUGAAGGGUCCGGGCAGCACGGUCAGACCCUCGGAGCAGCUCUUCUUUAAGAAGCUGGGCACGUUCAUCAAGAACACCCUGGAGAAGUGCCAGAGAGAGAACAGCUUCAUUUACUUUCACAAGGUUCCUGCAGAAGCUCCGGCGCUGGAACUGAAGGCCAGUUAUGGUUUGGCUGAACCGACUCCAUUCGAGUUCCCGCCUCUCAGCGCUCAGUGCACGCCUGAAGUCUACGCGACCUUUGACCUUACCAAAGGACCCAAAGAUGACAAGGCAAAAGCGAAGCACGAUGAGGAGAUCAAGCCGGUGAAGGAGCCGGAUCUGAAGCCGCAGAAGGACACGGGCUGCGUCGUCUCUUAAACUCCUGCUGAAGCAUCAGCGUGAAGUCCAGGAGAUCUGGACGAGUCUGUAAUCUUCUCGAGUAACUCAAAUAUUUCCCAAUAUAACAUAGUGAUAUAACAGUGGCGUCUGUCUCAUGCUCUGAUUCUGAUGAAGGUGUUUCGUCUACAAGCGCCAGAUGUUCUGAUGAAGGGUUGUGUGGCUAAUCUGACCCACAGUUAACUCUUAAUAACCCAGACUGAAUCUGAAUUAUACCACCAUUUGAUCUGCACUUGAUUAUCUCUCUGUAGCACAAUAUAGAUGAUUUCAGUCCGACUUUUAAGGUUUAUUGGGUCCAUUUAUUGGAGAAUAACUUCUAUAGGUCACUAAAUUCACCUUUUUUUUAAUAAUGUUUAGAAUUUAACUCUUCAUGGUGAUGCUGGAAAUUGAUUUAAUGCAAUUGUUAAACAGUCUUUAAGCUAUAUGAAUUUCAGAAAAAUUUAAAUAAAAGAUAUGAAAAAAAUAUGCUUUGCAUAACAACAAUAAAACCAUUUUAAAUACAUUAAGAUUUAUUGCAUUAUAACAUUAUUUUCAUGACAAUUAAGCACAUUUUCUUCCAAGUUUCUAAAUACUGCAAUGAAGAAAUAUAUAUAUAUAUAUAUAUAUAUAUAUAUAUAUAUAUAUAUAUAUAUAUAUAUAUAUAUAUAUAUAUAAUAUGCUAUUAAUUCUAAAUAAUUUUAUUUGGGAUUAAAUGUGAUUGAUUUUCUUUAAUAUAAUAUAUAUUGUAUUAUAUAAUGAUAAAUUGCCAUGCAUAUAAUGUCAGAAUGCAAUAAAUGGGUGUUUAAAAAAUAGUCUUCAUGCAAAAUAAAAUUUCAUUAGUCAACAUUACAUUUAAGAUAAAAAAUAUAUAUAUAUGACUUAUUAGUCAUCUAUUGCACUUAAAAUAUCUGCUGUAUGAUUCAUAUUUCUCAGCGGGAGGAAGUGAAAAGCACAUUUGUAUUUGGGUUGUUGUAGGAAAAGAACAGAAUGAAUCCCAGUCUUAGCUGAUUUGCUUGAACUGGGAAUAAAAUUAAACAGGGUGAUGAUGUGAAGUGCUACGGGCUUUGCUCUGAUUAUAAUUUUUACUGGACUUACUUUCCAUGUGUAUAUAUUUACAGUCAUUUAAGCAAAAAUAUGAUUUGCUUCUGAAUUGAAACCUGUCAGAAUAAUUCGAACUUGCAUUGCUGUGCUGUACAUGUGAUGGGAAACUCAGUUCCCCAGUCGUUUACUGGUUUGAUUUUGAUGGGUUGGCUGUUUUUACGUAAGCUCAAGAAGAAUUUCAACCAUCUUUGAUCUUUGGUACUGUGUUUUGAGGGUCACAGUCGUAAAAACUUCAACAAAACUACAUGCACUUUCACUUCAGCUCCAGGUUCAGAGAUGAUCACUAAAUGUUUGACGCUUCUUAUUUUAACCCCUGCUUUAAUCAGCAUACUGAAAACAAAGAGCUUGUGUUCUUAUUAAGGCUAAAUGAUUGGCAGAUAUUUUGCUGUAUAUUUAUUUAACACAAAUCUGCAGAGAACAAGACUUUCUCUGGCAUUGUAAGAUGACACUCCGUGAUCACUUUUAGUUUUUGCAAUUAUUCGUUGUGCCGUCUAUGCAGUUGUAUGGAUAUGUAUGCAUCAUCAUAUAUACUCACAGAUUACCAUCAAUCUGUAACUCAAAGUCAUGCAUUUAAUGUUUUUUUUCCCAUUAAAAUGUGUGUCGGCUA